AGGCGCUUAAAAUACGCGUUCGAUUUCUUUGCAAAAAUAUCGUGACUACAAGAUCCAAACACCUUAUCGGAUAUUCCGAGCAGCAAUUUAUACGUGUGUGUGCAUUUUUCCCCGUACCCUGAUUUCUGCUCUAAAGCGACGCAACACAGCGAAGUUGCUCCAGCCCGCCCUUCCCCCCCGCGCUGACGGAAUGGACCAUCCUCGACGGCGCCAUCUCAUUGGAUGAUGGGAGUUUCUUCUCCGUUGGUGUUAGAACGCUACGAGAUUUUACUCUGUCCCACUUAGGAAACCGUUAAUUUUCGGAUUUUUCGCGAUAUUUCGUUAUUACGACCGAACGAAUCAACGUCCCUUGUCCUCGGAAAUGUUCCCAGGACUCAAGAAUUGGAGUUUGACCGCGCGAGAGCGUCUGCCCAACGUUUAGGCAUACACACAAAGAUGCACCAUUUGUCAUCAUGGACCUAAGCCAAGAGAGAGAUGGCCAAGACGAGCCCCUUAAUCGUCUCAAAAUCCAGCCAGAGGGUUGCCCAGAAAAGCGAAAAGGGGACGAAGCCAGCGUAUCGGGAACAGAGUCCAACGCGAAGGAUGACGAUUCGCCUCCAACGGAGACAAGCGACGAAGACCACACGGACGGCGAAGACGAAGACGCCAAAGGAGACGACAUCGAGGUCAUCAACCGAGAGUUUCAGUUCCGCACAAAGGGCUUCCACAUAAUCAAGACUCGUCAGGGCAAGAAACAGUACAAGUGUGACGUUUGUACGGGGAUCUAUCAGCAUGCCUUCAGCUUGAAGAGACACUUCUUACGGACCCACAUAAACUACAAGUACCUGUCAGAGGCAGAUGUCACAAACUGCAACAUCAACCUCAACCUCGUCAAGAAGCUCAAGGCGGAAGACGGGGACGCCAGCGGGUGCCCGGGCCUCUACCGCUGUCACAUCUGCACCGAACUUUUCGACACCCGCGAGGAGCUCAAGUCGCACGACAGCAGCCAUCCAAACAGCAACGCGCAGAAAGGGUUCAGCUGCAACCAGUGUGAGAUGACUUUUCCGCAUCGACAGAACCUGGUGCGUCACCAGUCGGUCCACGUCGCCGAGAAACGCUUUGCCUGCAAACACUGCGGGAAGUGUUUCCCUUCGCUCAACAAUCAGCGGAAGCACGAGAAAACGCACGAGGUCGGAAACGCGUCGUUCUCCUGCCCGUCGUGCGGAGUGUCCUUUGCAGAAGGCAACGACCUACGGCGCCACUGUCGGAAAGCCCAUCCAGAAAGCUUUCACCCCUGUGUGUCGUGUACAAAGUUUUUUACCAGCCCCGAGAAACUAGCGAAACACGCGCAAGUCCACCGGCCCGCAACCGGUGAUGCGUCGGGCCCAAAGAAGGAGAGAGCGGCUCAACGGGGGCACAUCGUCUUUAAGAAGAGAAGAGGGAAGAGGUUUGAGCCGCGCAUAGAUUAUAAAUAUUCGUGUACAGUGUGCAAGAGGAGGUUCGCGACCUACGUCAACAUGUGUCGUCACAAGAAGGCCCUGCAUCCGCCGGCGCAGAACGAGAAGAAGACGCGUUCCGCGCACCUGCGGAAAGAGGGCUCGAAGACGAAACAGGGCAAGGUGAAAGACCUGUCGGAGGAGGAGUUCUACAUGACGAUCGCCCACAGGAUUUCGGAGAACCUGCUCUAUCACCUGGACGGAAAGUCUUCGCAGCUCAAGAUCAAGCGGGACCAGGGGGCUUUUCCGGAAGAAGUCGGAUCGAAAGAUGACCUGCACUGGAGCUUCUACAACUUCCCUGCGGCGUUUGACAUCACGCAGAUGAUGCAGAUCUACUCCAAUCGGAACCCACUGUACAAUGCGCUCUCCAACGACGGCUCAGACAACAGUGACGAGACGGACUUCGCAGAUUCGUUGCAGCGUAACGCGAGGAAUGUGUGCAAGCCAGACGAAGUUCCGAGAACCUUUCCGAAGAUCUUCAUAUGCUCGGUGUGUGCGGAGAAGUUCCCUUCGUUGCAGGCGAUCGAAGAUCACAAGAUCAACAAUCACCCAAACGUCGUCUGCACGCACUUGGAACUCGAGGGACAGAAGGACGUUCCGCCGGAACUCUGUUGGGUGCCGAAAGGCCCGGUGGGGAUGUGUUGUCAGAACGUUGCGUUGACGCAGCCGGUGAGUGAGGAACAGAGGAAACUGAAGUGCACAAAGUGUGAGUCUGUCUUUGUGUCACGCGAUGAUCUUCAUCAGCACAUCUUGGAGUGUGGAGACAAUUCGAGUUUUAACCGUGUGUCCCGGUUCGGAUCGCUGGUGAAGAGAUCGACAGGGAUCGUCACUUACGUUCGAGGUCGGAAACGGUACCUCCCACUGCCAAAAUCUCCAGUGAAGAACCCAACAAAGAGGCUGAAACGAGAGGAUCCUCCUCCUCCGCCGCCGCCACAACCGCAGGAUGAUGAGCAGCAAAAAGAGGUUGAGUUAGACGAAGAAAUGGGCGAGUUGCCACAGGAUGGAGAAUGUCUGGAGCAGGGAGAUCUUGUUGGAGAGAAGGAGAAUGGCGCCGAAAAUAAUGUAUCUGUCAUUGAAGAUAAAGAGGUUCUUGCUGAGAAGAAAGCAAAUUUGGUUGAAGGGAAAGCAGGUAGCGUCGAAGGGAAAACCAACCUCGUCGAGAGGGAGGGCGCUGAAGAGGAACGGGAUGUCUCUGAUGGGAACGCGAGCCUCGUUGAAGAGAAAGAACUCAUCAUUGAGGACGGAGCAUUUGAAGUUGUUGGUAGCACCGAGGAAGUCGUCGCUGAUGAAACCUUAAAAGACAAUGUCACCGUUACAGAAAUUCAGGCUCCUACGGAAGAGGCGGAUGCACCUUCGGAAGAUGACCUGCCUACUUACACGAUAAAACUCUCAGAGGUCGACUCGGACCCUCAUCACGUCGACAAAAGAAGACAGCAGCCGUCGGAAAGCGGCGCGGAGGCUCUACAGGUUCACGACUACCUUCCCGUCUCUAGUCCAGGAGAGCCUCUUGGAAACAGCUUUCAUGAGCACCGCGACAAGCAGGUUGAAGAAAGCGUCGUAGAGAAAGACGGUUUCUGCGCGAAAGAAGAAAAUUUGGCCGCCGAGCAGGCGGACGACUCCGCAGCUGCCAACGUGCAACAGCCAGAGGGGAGGAUACUGAGAAGCAAGUCGUCGUCUGCAAGCGUGAGCGCGACUCCAUUCCCCACACGAAAGCACCACACGUGCAGCACGUGCAAGAGAAAAUUUGCGUACCUUGCCAGCCUAAAGAAGCACCUGCAGGAUAUCUGCCCAAACAAGAAGGUUGCCGGAACGCAGGCGACGAGACGCCGCGGCAGAGGGAAGGUCGCGAGGGAGCCCGCGGAGGAGACGGAAAACCUGCAGGAAGGAGAACUCGAAGAGCCCAGCCUGGGCUGCGACAGGCUGGGAGACCUCGGCGUGUUCCCGGACGAAGACAGCAAGGUUGCGGCGGAGGAAGAACUGGUCGACGCUUUAGACAACAACGCGGAAUCCCUCAACCAAACUAAAGAAGCGGAAGACGAAGGGCCGUCGCUGUCCGAGGUGAAGGUCGAAAAUGGCGAGCGCGGAAGGAAGACGUCGAAAGACCACUGUUGUCCGUACUGCCUGCACUCCUUCGCGUACCUGUCGAACUUCAGGAAACACAUCAGGGAAGUGUGCCUCGUGAUGAAGAAAGCGAUGGAGUCCAAGGACACCAAGAUGAAGCUGGCGAAGUUGAGGUCCAUAUCGACCUGCGCCACGGCGGAGCUACCUUGCAAGGGCAAGGACGGCACGUCGUCGACGGCGGUCAACCUGAAAGGGAACAUCGAGAACUCUGUCAUCAACCUGCUGCGGAACCAGUCUAAACAGAUGGAGUUCAUCAGCCCGCCGAGCGCUCCGAAGGAACAGAGGACUGCGCCAAGUUCGCCAAAUUUCAUGACGUUCUCCUGCCCCGUCUGUCAUAGAAUCUUCCUGUCGUACGUGAAGAUGCUUCAACAUCGGCUGUCUCACAAACUCAAGACAGACGACACUGUCAAAGAGGAAUCUUCGUCGAGCCCACACGAUGAUGCUGCUUUGGGCAAGAAGGCGGAUGAGGGCGACGAGACCCUGCAGAGCAGGCCAAAGAGUGAAGAAGAGAGGUUUGACGAGAUCCUUCAAACCUUGCGGAACCAGAGCGUUGAGGAGCCCGCGGAGCCGGUCGUCAAGAAAGAGGACGACGUCAUCUGUCUCGCCGAGCUCCACGAUCCUCCCGAUGAAGAUGAAGAGAAGGGUGAAGGUGUUCCCACAAAGGUCGAGCGUGAAGACAUCGCGGAAGACGGGGACGUGGUUCCUGAGGAAGACGCUGGGGACUCGAAGCAAGAAGCUCAGCAGGCUGAUGUGGAAGGUGGUGAGGACAACUACGAUGAUGAGGAGGCUGUCGAUGGCGAUCUGGAUGCCGCUGUUGUUACGGUUAAGAAACUACGGACUACGGACAGGCGAAAGAAAGGUGCCAAAGCCAAGGCGGCCCCAUGCAAAGCUCGUCAGAAGAAAGUGCCUGCUCGCCCCAAGGGUGGGAAAAACAAGUUGUGAUAAUGUUUCUUUGAUAAGACGUUUACUAGAUAAUGUUGCAUAUAUAUAUUCCAAGUCUGAUUGUGGCCAAAACAUAAAUAUAUGUAUAUCCUGUUUUUGUUUCUCUUUUUUUUUUUCCUCCCCGAAGAUAAAUCUAUGCCUGAACUUUGAUAAGAGACCAAAGUUCACAUUUAGUGUGCUUUUUUUAUAGAUAUGUAUAUAAUUUUUAAUUUAUGUUGCAUGUUCUCGAGACUUUUUCUUUUCGUUCGUGACAAAAUUAUGUGUUCUUCCUAGCUGUGACUUAUUUAAUCACCGAAUGCGUGAAUAGAUUUGUAACUAAAAUCACAUGUGUAUUCCUAUAUAGAGAGAUACUGUUACAUAUAGAAAGCAAUAAUCACCUAUACAAUAGUGUGUGCCUUAUCUUGUUGAACGGUGCCUUUUAGGAUGAUGAUUCUAUUCAUAAUAACGGUGAUUGCUCAUACAAAUGCUCACAAUCUUUGAGGCGAUAUGUAGCUUGCUGUUGAAGAAAUGCGCCUUCUGGUGUUUAUAUUUAUGAAAUGAAGUGAUAGCAUACGUGAUUUAUGUGCAUAAUACGUGAAAUAAAUAUUUUGAAUAUGGGCA
This is a messenger RNA of Ornithodoros turicata, 5138 nucleotides long. RefSeq lists its product as uncharacterized. Gene Ontology annotation, molecular function: DNA-binding transcription factor activity, RNA polymerase II-specific; RNA polymerase II cis-regulatory region sequence-specific DNA binding. NCBI's taxonomy places the organism in Eukaryota, Metazoa, Arthropoda, Arachnida, Ixodida, Argasidae. Bases 453 to 4538 code for a protein of 1361 amino acids. The transcript is spliced from 2 exons. The record is from RefSeq and is a predicted model, not a curated record.